This is a messenger RNA of Candidula unifasciata, 2418 nucleotides long. Lineage: Eukaryota; Metazoa; Mollusca; Gastropoda; Stylommatophora; Geomitridae. The record is from the annotation of a GenBank genome assembly.
ACAUCAUUUGUCGACUGCCUUAUUGAGCAAACACAUCCAGAAAUAGUGGGGGAUUACGAUUCUGAUAUGAGAUAUGCAGAUACACUGUUCACAGAGCAAGAGAGAGGUGUGAGUAUCAAAUCCACUCCCGUCACACUGGUUCUGCCUGACACCAAGAACAAGUCUUUCCUACUGAGCAUCAUGGAUACACCGGGACAUGUGAAUUUCUCUGAUGAAGUGACAGCUGCGUUCAGACUAAGUGAUGGUGUUGUUAUCUUUGUUGAUGCUGCAGAAGGUAUGAUGCUGAACACUGAACGUCUGAUCAAGCAUGCCAUGCAAGAGAAGCUUGCCGUUACCGUGUGUAUCAACAAAAUUGACAGAUUGAUGCUGGAGUUGAAGCUUCCACCAGCGGAUGCCUACUUCAAGCUGAAGCAGAUCGUUGACGAAGUCAACUCCAUUAUCAGCCUGUAUGCUGAAGAUGAUCCCAAUCAGAUGGUAUCUCCUCUACUGGGCAACGUCUGCUUUGCCAGCUCUUACUACAGAUUCUGCUUCACACUAAAAUCUUUUGCCAGGAUCUAUUCUGAUACCUAUGAGGGAAUCAACGAGAAAGAAUUUGCAAGAAGAUUAUGGGGUGAUUUGUACUUUAAUAGCAAAACGAGAAAGUUUUCCAAGAAGCCUCCCACCUCGUCAUCAGCAAGAAGCUUUGUGGAGUUUAUUCUAGAGCCACUGUACAAAAUAUUUGCACAGAUUGUUGGUGAUGUUGAUGAGAGUCUGCCCCGAGUUUGUGAUGAACUUGGAAUCCAUCUGUCCAAGGAGGAACAGAAGCUCAAUAUCAGACCUUUAUUAAGGCUGGUAUGCCGGCGCUUCUUUGGAGACUUUACAGGUUUUGUGGACAUGUGUGUGGAUCAUAUCCCAUCACCUGUGGAUAAUGCCAGAAAGAAAGUUGAACACAUCUACACCGGGCCUAUGGAUUCAGAUCUGGCAGAGGAGAUGGUUUUGUGUGAAGCAGAGCUCUACCCAAAUGAAGAUGGAACUAGUUUCCAUGUGUUUUGGUCGGGUUAUGGGUCACAGCCAACCAGAGUGCGUAAUAGAGAAAAAAGAAGGAGACUCCAGCUAGGCUUACAUCUGUACAGAAUUGAAGUGAAUCGAGUGUCUAGUGGGAACUGGAUUCUCAUCGAAGGUGUUGACCAGCCCAUAGUGAAGACAUCCACCAUCAUUGAUGUGUCCGGACAUGAGGAGGUGUACAUCUUCCGUCCAUUAAAAUUCAACACAGCAUCAGUGAUAAAAAUUGCUGUAGAGCCGGUAAACCCUUCAGAACUGCCCAAAAUGUUGGAUGGUUUGCGCAAGGUCAAUAAAAGUUAUCCUCUGUUAAGCACAAAAGUUGAGGAAUCAGGAGAGCACAUCAUACUGGGAACUGGUGAACUCUAUCUGGACUGUGUCAUGCAUGACUUACGAAAAAUGUACUCUGAAAUAGAUAUCAAGGUUGCAGAUCCAGUAGUAAGUUUCUGUGAGACAGUUGUGGAAACUUCAUCUCUCAAAUGUUUUGCUGAAACUCCAAAUAAGAAGAACAAGUUGACUAUGAUUGCUGAGCCUUUAGAGAAAGGAUUGGCAGAGGACAUUGAGAAUGAAGUUGUUCAGAUUACCUGGCCAAGGAAAAAACUGGGUGAAUUUUUUCAGACAAAAUAUGACUGGGACUUGUUGGCUGCUCGUUCUAUUUGGGCUUUCGGACCAGACGCUUCAGGGCCAAAUAUUUUGGUUGAUGAUACCCUGCCAUCUGAGGUUGAUAAGAAUCUGCUGGUGACUGUUAAAGACAGCAUUGUGCAAGGUUUCCAAUGGGCCACAAGAGAAGGACCUUUGUGUGAUGAACCUAUCAGGAAUGUGAAAUUCAAGAUCCUGGAUGCUACCAUAGCCCAAGAACCUAUUCACAGAGGAGGUGGCCAGAUUAUCCCAACUGCUAGAAGAGUCGCCUACUCGGCCUUUCUUAUGGCAACCCCCAGGAUGAUGGAGCCAUACUUGUUUGUCCAAGUGAUGGCACCUGCUGAUUGUGUUUCUGCUGUUUAUACCGUGCUUGCUAAACGAAGAGGUCAUGUCACCCAGGAUGCACCAGUACCAGGCUCCCCUCUGUACACAAUCAAGGCCUUCUUGCCAGCCAUCGACUCAUUCGGGUUUGAGACAGAUUUGAGAACUCACACCCAAGGCCAGGCAUUUUGUCUGUCUGUGUUCCACCAUUGGCAGAUUGUUCCUGGAGAUCCCCUGGACAAAUCUCUGCAUAUUCGCCCUCUGGAAGCGCAGCCUGCUAACUAUUUGGCCAGAGAGUUCAUGAUCAAAACACGCAGAAGAAAGGGUCUGAGUGAAGAUGUCAGUAUUAACAAGUUCUUCGACGACCCUAUGUUGUUGGAGCUGGCCAAACAGGAUGUGAUGUUGAACUACCCACUCUAG